This is a messenger RNA of Myotis myotis, 5432 nucleotides long. RefSeq names its product cilia and flagella associated protein 74 (gene CFAP74). NCBI's taxonomy places the organism in Eukaryota, Metazoa, Chordata, Mammalia, Chiroptera, Vespertilionidae. The transcript is spliced from 38 exons. The coding region runs from base 307 to 5133 and encodes 1608 amino acids. The record is from RefSeq and is a predicted model, not a curated record.
CGGGCGCCGGGGCUGCGCUGCCGCGGAGGAGGGACCGGAGGAGGGGCCGCCGUCGGGGUGUCUCCGCCCAGAUCCCGCGCCACCCGGACCCCGGCAGGUGGGCCGAGAGGUUCCCGUGGAAGUUGCAAGUGGACCCCACGCGGAAGGCCUUCCCUGAAGCAUCUGAGAAUCAGGUGCCCGCGGGGCGUGUCGCCCCCGACACUUGGGAGCCUGUCGCCGGCACACAGGGUGCCCUCCCGUCCUGGACCCAGAACUGCCGCGUCUUCCGGGGGAACCGGGCGUCGUCGGCCGACUCCUGCCCCCGAGAUGGAGAGCGCUGCCUGCCUGUCCCCGGAGGUGGAGCUCCUGGACGUCCCACUCGUGGAGGACGAGAGAGAUGAGCUGGAGGACCCCGAGUUCAAGGUGGAGACCCCUCCUCCGGGGGCUGAGGGCGGUGCCUGCUUGGGGAGCCGCCCAGGGGGAGCGGCGAAGGCCGAGGCUGAUGAGAAGAGGUCCGUCCUGGACUGGGUCCAGGCGUUGAUCCUGCGCAGGGACGUGGGCCGCCUGGACCAGCUGCACAAAGAGAAGGACCUCCUCCUCCAGAGAACGAGAGGGGAGCUGCGCGCCUCCCAGCGUAUGGACCUCCUCACCCGGCAGCAGCAGAGGAUGAAAGCCAAGGAGGCCAACCACGCGAACGCCGCGUGGCCCGUCACCCCCCUGGAGGGGCAGCCGGAGGGCGCGCAGCAGGCGGCCCUGGAGGAGCGGGAGGCCUCGGGGAGGCGCCUGCGGGAGCAGGCGGCCCAGCAGCUCUCUAAGGAGAAGGAGGCCUGGGGCAAGACGGAGCGGAACCGGCUGCUGAGGGUCAGGAGGUCCACGCACCAGCAGAAGGAGCACGGGCUGCGGCACCUGAAGCUGGUGGAGGACGCCAGGCGGAACCACCGGGUGGCGGUGAAGUUCCUGAAGGCCUCGCUGGGCAGGGUGCAGGAGCAGGAGCGGCAGCGGGAGCGGGAGGCCCGCGAGCACGUGCAGAGGCGCAUGGACGCCGUGCUGACCCUGAAGAACAGCAUCACGGCCAACCGGGAAACGCUCCGGAAAUUCCAAGCGUGGGGCCAGGCCAGGGCGGAGCUGGCUGUGCAGAAGGCCCGGGCGGAGAAGCAGGCGAUCCUGGCCCAGGGCGGGAACGCUUUCAAGCUCCUCUUCCAUCAGCACCGGCGCCAGGAGCUGGAGGCCCAGAAACGCGCCUUCGAGGAGGAGCAGAGGCUCAGGAAGCAUGAGAUCGUGGGUCGGCUUCUGAAGGAGGAGGCUGAGGAGACCAGGAGGCGGCGGCCGCCAUCACCGCCGGCCACGGCCACGGCCACGGCCACGGCCACCGCCCGGCCCUCCCUGAGGAACAAGACCUGGGACUACCUGGCCGACAUCAGCGAGGGGAGGACGCCCGGGGCUCCCGGCCCAGUGGAGAGCGCCAGCCUUCCCCUCCCCGACCGCUCCGGGCUGAUGCCUGCCGUCUCCAGCGAGUCCAUCCAGGGCGCCUCCGGCAGCCUCAGCUGGGAAGACCAGACGCUGGUGGAGCCGGAAAUCUGCGGGCUCUGGAACCAGGGCCACAAGGCGCACGAGGUGCCCAAGGAGGAGGUGGACCGCAAGCCCGUCGGGGGGACGAAGAUGGAGAAGGACAUCCUGGCCCGCACCGUGGAGCAGCUGCGGAGCAGGGUGGUCCACAAGCAGGUGGCGUCCGGGCGCGAGUUCAAAGGCUGCCCCUUCAACAGCAAGCCCAAGCUCAUCCACUUCAAGGACUUCGACAUCGGCAAAGUGUACAAGAAGAGGAUGACGCUGAUCAACGCCACCUACACCAUCAACUACUGCAAGCUGGAGGGCGUGGACGAGCACCUGCGGGACUUCAUCCACAUCGCCUUCGACCCCCCUGGCGCCAUGUCGGCCGGCAUGUCCUGCGAAGUGCUGGUCACCUUCAAGCCCAUGGUCGAGAAGGACCUGGAGGGAAGGAUCUGGUUUCUGGCGCAGACGGGCCGGUUUUCCGUCCCCCUGAAGUGCUCCAUCAAGCAGUGCUCCCUGUCCCUGGACAAGGAGCUCAUCAACUUUGGCAGCUACGUGGUGGGUGAGACCGCAUCCCGGGUCAUCACCCUGUCCAACAUCGGGGCCCUGGGCACCGGGUUCCGGGUCCAGCUGGAGUCCGAGCCCUGCGAGCUGGAGCUGAACCAGUCGCCCGUGAGAGUGAACAGCCUCUACACCUACGACGAGAGAGGCCUGUACGAAAAAGUCCUCCCCAUCGAGCAGCGGCCCGAAGGCAACGAGCCCUCCCUGAUGGAGCAGGACACGAUGCGCAGCCCAGAAUCAGAGGAUGUGAGCACCGUCCUGCACAUCUUCUCCGAGGAGCAGAUGGAGAUCACGCUGGGAGAGAUCACAGAGGGCUAUAUCGGCCCCUUCAGCUCCAUCAAAGUGCCCAUCGUCUUCUCCCCGGUCACCCCCGGCACCGUCCAGAACAGGUUCCAGUUCACGUUCAAGAACCAGCAGUGCCCGACGUUACACUUCCGAGCCAUCGGUGUGGCGGUGGACGUGCCGGUCUGGGUGCCCAAGUCCAUCGUGGACCUAAAGAUAUGCAUGUUCGACCGGCUGUACCAGGACACCAUCCAGGUCCACACGCGGUCGAAGGCGGCCCUGCGUCUGAAGUUCGAGGUGUGCAAGGAGCUCAGGGGCCACAUGGAGCUCCUGCCAGAGACGGGCUACAUCCAGGCCCUGUCGACCUACUCGGUGCAGCUCAAGUUCCUGCCGCGACACACGCUCCCGGAGGACGCAGGCAAGUACUUCGACCGGGAGAGCCGGAUUCUGGAGGCCCCGCUGACCAUCCGCGUGGCUGACCAGGUCAAGCCCAUCGAGUUCACCGUCCACGCCACCGUCACCACCUCGGACCUGGAGCUCAGCCCCUUGGAGGUGGACUUCGGCUACUGCACCAUCUACGAGGCCGUCAGGACCCCGGUCAGCGUCUGCAACCUCUCCCUCCUGCCCCAGGAGUUUGGGUUCGUCGGGGUCCCCAAGUUUGUGGACAUCCAGCCCAACGACGGCUUCGGGACGAUCCUGCCCCUCGAGACCGUGGAGCUCGACCUCAUCUUCCAGCCCACAAAGGCCAAGGAGUACAACUUCGAGCUCGUCUGCAAGUCGGAGAUCAACCGGUGCUUCAAGAUGACGUGCCGGGCUGUGGGCGUCCACCCACCCCUGCAGCUGUCCCACUACCAGGUCAAGUUUGCAGCCACCGCCCUGUACGACAUGUCGGUGGCCGCCCUCCACGUGAUCAACGCCCACGUGAGCAUGAACUCACUGACGCACUCCGUGCCCCGCAUCGGCUCCGAGGACGCCUGCCCCGUGGGGCCCACGUCCUUCCAGUUCCUGCUGCCCCCCGACUCACCCAUCACCAUCUCGCCCUCAGUGGGGACGGUGUUGCCAGGAAAGAAAUGCCUGGUCCAGGUGACCUUCCGGCCCGUGCUGUCCAACGAACUGAUCCGCCAGCAAGCCAUCCGUGCCCAGGCUAAAGACGGGGAGGUCAAAUCCCACAAGGAGGCGGUCACGCCCCGGAGGGACCGGAGGCGGGUGUCCAUGUCCCUACUGCGGAUGCACAGCCGGGAGCGCCCCUCCCGGGCCUCCGCCUCCCGCGCCGCCCCCCCGCCGCAGAAGCAGCAGGAGAUCAAGAUCAGCUCCGAGGAGUACCAGGUGGCCCGGGCCACCCUGGCCAGGACGUUCCAGGGGAGGUUUGACAAGAUCGUGGUCCCCUGUGUCGUUGCCAGUGGCGACAUCCAAGACAGGAAGGGGACGGAGCCCCUGAGCUUCAGCCCCCACAACACCCUGUUCCUGGAGCUGUGGUGCCCGGCAGUGGCCCCGUCCAUCAUCGUGACGUCUGACAAAGGGCACACCAUCUCCAACUUCGGUGACGUGGCUGUAGGUCACCGGAGCAUCAAGAAGGUGAACAUCCAGAACAUCUCCUCCGAGGACCUGGCCGUGGACUUCUCUGUACUGAACCCCAAUGGCCCCUUCCACCUGCUGAACCCCAUCAGCAAGCUGCCUGCAGGGGACACCCAGGACCUGGUGCUGUCCUUCUCCCCCCAUGAGAGCAGCCUGGCCCAGGAGACGCUGGACAUCAUCACCAAGAGGGGCACCCUCACCCUGACCCUCCUGGGCACCGGCGUGGCCUCCAUGAUCACGUGCUCCAUCGCAGGGGACGUCCUGAACAUGGGCUACGUGAUCGCCAGGGAGUCCGUCUCCUCCACCUUCAAGCUGCAGAACAACUCCUCGCUGCCCAUCAAGUUCUCCGUGCGGCUGGCCAGCCUCUCCGGCUCCCGCCACGAGGAGCUGCAGCAGCUGCCGCGGUUCCUCACCGCGCGCGCCAAGAGGACCGAGGUCGUGGGCACCCAGAACCACAGCGGGCAGAGCGUGUUCAGCGUGGUCCCGGUGUCGGGCGUCAUGGACCCGGGCGCCUCGCAGGACUUCACCGUGACCUUCAGCCCCGACCACGAGAGCCUGUACUUCUCGGACCGGCUGCAGGUCCUGCUCUUCGACAAGAAAGUCUCCCAUGACUUCCUGCUGCGCGGCGCGGCCCGCGAGCACAUGAUGUUCGUGGAGGGCGGAGACCCCCUGGACGUGCCCGUGGAGUCGCUGACGACGAUCCCCGCCGCCAGCUCGGAGCGCCGGGAGGGUGAGCCUCCGAGGGCCCCUCCGCCCGCCGGGGGGCCUGCUCCGCGGAGGAGGGCUCCCCCUCGGCCCCCAACCGGCUCCUCCAUCCCAGAACCUGAAGAGCUGAGGCCCAUCCUGGUGACCCUGGACUACGUGCAGCUGGACACGGACACGCCGGCCCCCCCUGCCACCCGCGAGCUGCAGGUGGGCUGCAUCCGGACCACCCAGCUGUCCGCCAAGAAGACGGUGGAGUUCAGCCUGGACAGCCUGGCGGCCCUGCAGCACAAGGGCUUCUCCAUCGAGCCGGCCAAGGGCUCCGUGGAGCGCGGCCAGACCCGGACCCUCAGCAUCUCCUGGGCGCCGCCCGCCGACUUCGAUCCCGACCACCCCCUCAUGGCGUCCGCCCUGCUGCAGCUCAGGGGCGACGUGAAGGAGACCUACAAGGUCUUCUUUGUGGCCCAGGUGCUGGCCGGUCCCUGAAGCCACAGGGCUCUCUCCGCGGAGCCCCCUAGACCCUCCUGCCCACCCUCGUGGCCCUCCCGGUCUGUGGUCCAGACCAGACCACCCACAGGCCUGGGAGCUGGCACCCCCUGCUGGGCAGCCCUCUGUGUGACCCCACGUUCUGGCCACCCAGCCCCACAGUGCGGCUCCCUGCAGCCCACUCGGAACCAGCAGCUGGGCCAAUCCUGGCACAGCCUGCUCCAGCCUGAGCCCUCAGCCCCCAGCCCGCUCACACCUGCCCCGUGGGAGGCAGGUCUGUCAAUAAACCUUCCAUGUGA